GAAGUAUAUUUCCACUGGAGAGAGACUGGAUGUUCUUCUUUUCUACAAUCAGCUCCACCCAGUGCUCCUCACUAAUACUGAGACAUGAUUGGAGCAGAGAGACUCAUCCUCAUUGGCUGCCUGCUGCAAGGAGCCCUGGGCAGAGAGUGGGCAGUCUGGAUGCCUCAGAGUAUAGACGCUCUGAGUGGAUCCUGUGUGCUGAUUCCCUGCAGAUUUGAAAUGCCAGAAUAUCACUCUAACUAUGGGUCUACCUAUGAUAACUUGCUGAAACGCUAUCCAGACUCCGUUACAGGACUAUGGCGUAAAGAUAGAAGAACAGUGUUUGAUUCCAGAAGCCAAUCUGAAUCUCAUCUGAAAGGAAGGAUCACUGGAAAGCUUUUGCAGAAGAGGUGCACUACAGUUCUGGAGAACCUUCCUCAGUAUUAUAGUGAUCAAUAUUACUUCAGAUUAGAAACCUCUUAUUUCCAAUUGAAUUUUCAUCCAGCUGUUCAAAUUAUUAUCAAAGACUCUCCACCCAAACCCAAGUUAACCCCAGAGAAGGUGGAGGUGAUGGAGGGGACCUCUGUGAAUUUGAGCUGCUCUGCUGCAGCCCCCUGUCCCAAACUCCCCCCAAAUCUGACAUGGACCCCCAGGCUGAGUGAGAGUGUGGAUCAACUGCAAGAGAAUGAGGAUGAAACCAAAUCUGUGUCUUCUGAUCUUAUCUUCACUGCUUCCCACCUCCACCAUGGGCAGAAGAUCACCUGCAGGGCACUUUAAACACUGCAACAAGGAGGCAAUCAGACGUCUGAGGCCAGUCUGACUCUCAAAGUCCGAUGUAAAACAGCUAUUUCACAAUUAUUCUUAGAUUGAGUAAAUCAAGGCAUUAUAAUAAUAAUUGUAAUAAUAAUAAUAAUAAUAUUUUUUCAAGCUGUUCCCAUGCUUAAUACAUUGUACAGAAUUAGCAACAAAAACAUAUUGCAUUUGUAUUCUCAUAUCUCUUAGAUCCUCCAAAGAACACCUCAGUGUCAGUCAGUCCCUCUGGUUCAGUGUUAGAGGGCCGCUCAGUGACUCUGACCUGCAGCAGUAAAGCCAGGCCACCAGUGCAGAACUACACCUGGCAUAGUGACAUCCAACUCUGCAUCUGCCACCCUCCUUUCAUCUCUC
Messenger RNA from Conger conger (European conger), 1143 nucleotides. RefSeq names its product myelin-associated glycoprotein-like. The coding region runs from base 85 to 756 and encodes 223 amino acids. The record is from RefSeq and is a predicted model, not a curated record. The transcript has 4 exons. NCBI's taxonomy places the organism in Eukaryota, Metazoa, Chordata, Actinopteri, Anguilliformes, Congridae.